Molecule: messenger RNA, 1856 nt
Organism: Aureococcus anophagefferens
Lineage: Eukaryota; Pelagophyceae; Pelagomonadales; Pelagomonadaceae
Exons: 5
Coding region: 17-1816 (599 amino acids)
Biological process (GO): post-translational protein targeting to endoplasmic reticulum membrane; SRP-dependent cotranslational protein targeting to membrane
Cellular component (GO): Sec62/Sec63 complex
Molecular function (GO): transmembrane protein transporter activity; RNA binding
Source: RefSeq, a predicted model, not a curated record
CUCAGGCGUCGCCAGUAUGGGUUUGGAUUACGACAAUUCGGCCUUUUACUAUUUCAGCAUGACCAUGCUGGGAAUUUACGUCAUUCCAUCGACAUGGUGGGCGCUUGGGUACAUAUAUCGUGCGUUGGUGCCCGGGCAGCGACUUGGCGAAGAGGUGCGGACGAGUCUAGAGAAGGACAAGGCAAAGCAGCUCAGGGAGCGCCGGUCAGCGCGCAAGUUGCUGACAAAGACAUCCUUUCUUCUUCACAUCGCACUUUUGACUGUAGCCUGGGCGAUUCUCUUGAUGUUGAUACGAGCCCUGACCUUCGAUGCGGAGCUUGCGUCCUUCGAUCCCUUUAAGAUUCUCGGCGUGGACCCAAAUGCCGAAGACAAGGAAAUUCGCAAAGCUUACCGCAAACUGUCACUCGAGUAUCACCCGGACAAGAAUCAAGGGAACAAACUGGCGGAGGAGAUGUUUAUGAAGGUUGCCAAGGCGUAUGAGGCAUUGACAGAUGAAGAAGCCAAGAAAAAUUGGCUGGAAUAUGGCAAUCCAGACGGCAAGCAGUCCCUUGAAGUGUCCAUCGGCCUUCCCACUUUCCUCCUGGACGAGUCAAACCAUUACGCCAUCCUCUGUAUCUAUCUUGGAAUCCUUGUCGUAAUCAUCCCAGCUAUUGUUGCCGCAUGGUAUCAACACUCCCGAAAAUUCGGGGAGAAUAAUGUCAUGUAUGAGACAUAUAGCUUCUUUUUGCACGUACUCUCCGAGCACUCGACGGCAAAAAUGUUGCCAGAGGUUCUCGCAGGCGCUGCAGAAAAUCGGUCAGCCGUUAGUAUCGGCGACGGGACUAAGCAAGCUGAGCUCGUACGUCUUAUUGCUAAACUGAGGCAAGGAUUGAUGCACAAGCCGCGUUUCGAGCAUCCAGCAGUCCUGAAGGGUAACGCUUUGCUCCAUGCUCACAUCCACCACCUCGAGCUCUCACCCACGUUACAGUCGGACCUACGCAGUAUUUUAGUCAAUGCACCUGUCCUUAUUGAUGCCAUGAUGGAACUUGCGCAGUCGCAGCGGUGGAUGCAGACUUCGGUGAACGUGGUCGACUUUUCGCAGUAUCUGACACAAGCGCUUUGGAUCAAAGAUCACUCGCUGAUGCAACUACCGCAUAUUGGUGAGAAAGAGGUUCAGCACUGUGUUAAGGGUAAAGGUGCUGUCAAAACCCUCCGAGAAUACCUUGACGUUGCCGAUGAGGAGAAAAAAGGUCUUGCUGCCAUGUCGGACAUGCAAUGCGCCGACGUCAUUCGCGUCUGCAACUUGAUGCCUGCCCUGCGAUGCAAGUUCAAACUUUAUGUUGAGGAUGAGGCUGAAAUUGCUGAACGCGACCUCGUUACCCUGCUUGUGGCAUUCGAUCGGACGAAUUUGGCCGACGGAGAGAUGGCGCCACCUGUCCAUGCACCCAAGUUUCCCGCAGCUCGCCUUGAGACCUGGUGGGUCCUAGUCUCAGACCGAGCCGGCAAUCUAAUACUCGCCGACAAAAUUGUUACCCAGACGAAGAUUGUCGAUCACCAUGUCAAGUUCCUCGCACCACCCCAAGCUGGAACUUAUGUUUUCAAUGUUGAUCUCAAGUCUUCGGACUACCUUGGCCUUGACAUUCGUGAACAGGUGAAAAUGAAUGUCAUUCCUGCAGCCCAGCUGCCCGAGUAUGCUGCUCACCCUGAUGACCUCAAUCUUGAUGAUGAGCCCACGCUCUUUGAACAGAUACGGACUCUGAGACAGACGACGACGAUGAUGAUGAACAUAAUGCUGAUGAUAAGGAUACCACAGACCUACGAGAUGAAGCUGCUUUGACUGAGGCUGAGCGCCGCCGACGAAAAGCUCGCAUUCAGCG